Molecule: messenger RNA, 1419 nt
Organism: Penicillium vulpinum
Lineage: Eukaryota; Fungi; Ascomycota; Eurotiomycetes; Eurotiales; Aspergillaceae
Product: bifunctional ornithine acetyltransferase/N-acetylglutamate synthase
Exons: 2
Coding region: 1-1419 (472 amino acids)
Biological process (GO): L-ornithine biosynthetic process; L-arginine biosynthetic process
Cellular component (GO): mitochondrial matrix
Molecular function (GO): L-glutamate N-acetyltransferase activity, acting on acetyl-CoA as donor; L-glutamate N-acetyltransferase activity, acting on acetyl-L-ornithine as donor
Source: RefSeq, a predicted model, not a curated record
AUGCCACUACGCCUGACCAGCCCGCAGCUUCGCGCUCUUUCCACAAAGUUUGACAAAUUCGACCUCUAUGGGGGCCGGCCCAUCCCCGCCAAUAAGCAGCGGUUGAUCCCUACCUCGGGGAGCUACCCAAAGGGCUUCAAUGUGGGCAGCACUCGCGCUGGCAUUAAGCCUGCCGGUAAUACUCAGCCAGACCUACUUAUUGUUGCCUCAGAUACCCCAGCAUCAGGCGCCGCGGUCUUGACCAAGAAUGAAUUUUGUGCUGCUUCUGUGACGGUCACCCGCGAGCUUAUGCGCCGUACCAAUGGUGCUGGGCUGCGAGGCGUCAUUGCGAAUUCUGGAUGUGCCAAUACUCUUACCGGCCAGGUGGGACUUGAUGAUGCGACUGCCAUGGGCCGCGAAGCUGCAAAAUGUAUACCCAAAGGAACGGCCGAUGAUGGAUCAUCUCUGAUGGUUAUGCAUACGGGCGCAGGUGCCCAACGACUGCCGAUCCACAAUAUCCUGCAUCAUAUACCUGAAUUGACUCAAAAGAUGGGAAAUACACAUGAUCACUGGCUCGAGGCCGCGGUCGCCUUGAGUACAACCGACACGUAUCCUAAAUUACUCUCGAGGACCUUUAGUCUGCCUUCCGCACCGAAAACCAACUUUUCCCUCGCUGGUCUCACCAAAGGCGCCGGUAUGGUCCACCCGAACAUGGCCACCACGCUAGGAAUCAUUUGUACGGACGCUCCAGUGACACCAACCGCCCUACAGGUCCUCCUUCGAGGUGCUGCAUCGAAGUCAUACAACUGUAUUUCUAUCGACGGUGAUACAUCUACCAAUGACAUGGUCACCAUGUUUGCCAAUGGUGCAGCAGCUGCAUCUUCUAGCCAGCCCGCGGUGGACGUCUCACCAGAACCUUCAGCCGACUUUGUCGCCUUGCAGCACGUUCUCAGCGGGUUCAUGUCUGACAUGGCCAAGCUGGUUGUGCGAGAUGCCGAGGGUGCCUCGAAAUUCAUUACUAUUCGGGUGCGUGGAUCGACAUCUUAUGAUGCGGCUCAUCAUAUUGCGUCAGUGAUCGCGCGCUCUGUGCUCUGGAAGACGGGAAUCUAUGGACGAGAUCCGAAUUGGCAUGGAAUUUUGGCUGCACUCGGAUAUUCCCUUCUCGACACCUCGUUUGCCGGGCAGGGUAUCAUCAUCCCUGAGCAGACAUCGGUUAGUUUCAUGGAUGGCUCUGAGGCCGUCAAAUUUUUGGAUCGCGGGGUACCGGUGCCCGUUGACGGGGCAAAGAUAAAACAAAUCAUGGACAAAGAAGACCUAGAGACUAUCGUAGACUUGCGGUAUAAUGCUUCGCAAGAAAUCACCCCCGAGGAGGCAGUUUAUUGGACGUGCGACAUGACGCAUGAUUUUAUUUCAAUGAACUCGGGAGUUGAAAUUAGAUAG